AGGCGGGCAGGUAGCCGGGAGAGGGUCCCGGUCAGGCGGGCAGGUAGCCGGGAGCGGGGUCCCAUCAGGAGGGCAGGCAGCCGGGAGAGGGAAGCAGGAAGAUCUGAAACAAGCAAUAUAGAUAAACCCAUUCACCUAGGAGAUGACCCUGACAAAUUGCCUCCGUACCAUCGAGAUGAGACACUCAGGGGUUCUUGGGGUCAUGAAGAUGAUAGAAUGCAGGAGGAGUUUCCUUUAGACAGUCAAGAUGACCCUUCUUUGGAGCAGGAGCGAUUGGAUGACUGGGAAAGAGAACGAUACUGGAGAGAUCACAACUCUGAUUAUCAGGAUGAUUCUGUAGAUACGUAUGACAGAGAUGACAGGUUGCAAUCCCACCAUUCAUUGCCUCCAUUAUCUCCCCUACCGCCGCUACCUCCUUUAUCAUCUGAUCAUGACAGACGAGAUUCAUGGUGGGAUGACUGGAAAAGGCCAAGAGAAAGGGAACUAGAGAGGGAUCUAGAUAGGACUGGAAGAUCUUCAGACAUUUAUGAUCAAAAUUUAGACCGAGAAUGGGAUAGAGACUGGGACAUGAGACCUAUGGAUGACAGAGAAAUGGGGAAUCGUGACCUGGAUAUCCCCCCUCUACCACCAUUACCACCUCUUCCACCUCUGGACAGAUACCGUGAAGAUAGGUGGAGGGAAGAUAGGAACAGAGAUCAUUAUGACAGAGACCUCCGAGACAGGGGGGAGCUGAGGAUUCGAGAGUAUCCAGAGAGAUAUGACACAUGGCGGGAGAAGCAAGACUACCUUCCUGAAAGGACUGACUGGGAGAGGGAACGGUUGUCGGAUAGGUGGUAUCCAGAUGAUGGAGACAGGCUGCGGUCUUUGGAUGAUCAUUCAGAGUCAUCCCUUCCUCCACCUUCACAUUCCUCUGAUAUGCUGGGAACAGAUUCAAACCUGGACUCUGACCAGUCCUUGGGAGGAGUGAUGGUCCUUAGCCAAAGACAGCAUGAGAUAAUUCUGAAGGCUGCCCAGGAGCUCAAAAUGCUUCGAGAGCAAAAAGAACAGCUGCAGAAGUUGAAAGAGUUUAAACCUGACAUUUCCACACAGGACUCUCCUAGAUCACAGAACACAAGCACAAGGCCAGCUAUUAAACCUUCUCCUGCUGUUAUUAUAAAGCCUCCCGUGUUGUUCAGACAGCCCACCCCUGUGGCAAGACCAAGUGCCCCACUGUCAAGGCCUGCUACACCUAUGACAAGGCCACAUGCUCCAGUUUCUACUCCAACUACAACCCCAAGUCAUGGUCAGUCUUUAAAACCAUCACCUUCUGCUGUGGAACAGGAACGCUGGGAUGAGGAUUCUUUCCACGGACUCUGGGACACAAAUGAGGAUAAAGGAGCAAAUACGGAGUACGAGUUGUGUAAGCAGGAGUCAAUGAUGCCUCCACCCGUCUCCUCACCUGUGAAAGUACCUGCUGUUCACACCUCUGUUUCAUCAGCUGUAUCAGGGUCCCUUCCUCCGGUUAUUCCACCAGUUCCUAAAGCACCUGUAAUUCAGCAAACUGUGGAUUAUGGCCACGGGCGAGAUAUAACCACCAGUAAAGUGGAACAGAUUCCAUAUGGGGAGAGGGUAACACUGCGUCCGGAACCUCUACCGGAGAGGCAAACAUUUCAAAAAGAGCACCCUGGUCGUUACAACAGAGAAAGAGAUCGUGAACCUUAUUUUGAGCGUCAAGGUAAUUCCAACACAGAUCAUCGGGAUUUCAAGAGAGAACGAGAGUUGCACAGAGACCGUGGUUCUGUGGACUAUGAGCGAGAGAGAUUUGAAAAAGAGCGGCAUCCCCGAGAUGAUAGGACUCAGUCUUACCGUGACAAGAAAGACCAUCCUUCCUCCAGGCGGGGUGGUUUUGAAAGACCACCAUAUGAACGAAAGACAGAUCGUCCAGCGUACGAUCAUGGCCCUUCCAUGUUUGGAGGUGAUCGUAGAAAUUACCCUGAGGAAAGGAUUCCUAUUUCUGCUCCAUCAAUGCCACGUCAGCCACCACCUGCUCCACGAGUGGAAAGGAAGCCAGAAUCUAAAAAUGUAGAUGAUAUUUUGAAGCCACCAGGACGGGAUAGCAGGCCAGAGAGGAUUGUAAUCAUAAUGAGAGGGUUGCCUGGCAGUGGAAAGACACAUGUAGCAAAACUCAUCAGGGAUAAGGAAGUAGAGUGUGGAGGACCUGCACCAAGAGUGCUCAGCCUGGAUGACUAUUUUAUCACUGAAGUGGAAAAAGAAGAAAGAGACCCAGAUACAGGGAAAAAAGUGAAAAAGAAGGUGAUGGAGUAUGAAUAUGAAGCUGAUAUGGAAGAGACCUAUCGUACCAGCAUGUUUAAAACUUUCAAAAAGACCUUGGAUGAUGGCUUCUUCCCCUUCAUUAUCCUUGAUGCUAUCAAUGAUAGAGUGCGACAUUUUGAACAGUUUUGGAGUGCUGCAAAAACCAAGGGUUUUGAGGUGUACUUAGCUGAAAUGAGUGCAGAUAACCAGACGUGUUCCAAGAGGAAUAUUCAUGGACGCAAGCUAAAGGAAAUCAGCAGGAUGUCUGAUCACUGGGAGGCAGCACCACGUCACAUGAUGCGCCUGGACAUCCGUUCUCUAUUGCAGGAUGCUGCUAUUGAAGAGGUGGAGAUGGAGGAUUUUGAUGCAAAUAUUGAAGACCAGAAAGAAGAAGUCAAGAAGGAUACAGCAGAGGAGGAAGAAAGUGAACUGGGUUACAUUCCGAAAAGCAAAUGGGAGAUGGACACUUCUGAGGCAAAGCUAGACAAGCUGGAUGGUUUGCGGACUGGCACUAAAAGGAAACGUGACUGGGAAGCAAUUGCCAGCAGAAUGGAAGAUUACCUACAGCUUCCAGAUGACUAUGAUACACGUGCUUCUGAACCUGGAAAGAAAAGGGUGCGGUGGGCAGAUCUAGAAGAAAAAAAAGAUGCAGACAGGAAAAGGGCCAUUGGGUUUGUUGUUGGACAAACAGAUUGGGAGAAGAUAACAGAUGAAAGUGGUCAUCUUGCUGAGAGAGCCCUCAACCGCACCAAGUAUAUAUGAAAAUGUGGUUAAAUGGAAUUUUGUGCCUUUAAGGCCAUUUGCUCUGAGAAGUGAACCAAGGUGUCAUGAGCAUCUUGCAUGGGUCAUGUCACUCCCACCUUCACAGUUUUUCUUUGUUACUUUAGUUUCAGCAAUUUUCUUGAGAUAUUGGCAGAUAACCAGUGCCCUCAAAAAACAAAAAAAAUCAACCACCAACGAAUCCCACUGCUCCUAAGUGAGAGAGACAGUUUACUUUUUAAUAUUUUUGGAGGGGAGGGAGGGGGAGGGCCAGUAGUUUUAGCUGCUGUUUGUGGGAUAAAGUGGAAGGAGUAGACAGACGUUACCUCCACUGUACUGUCACAGAAUGUUUAUCACCUUUGCUUUGUGGCCGUUCUCGUUUUAUACUGUAUGUACCUUGUAGCUUAUUGUAUUAGGAAGCAGAACAAUAAAUUUCACUAUAAACUCGG
Messenger RNA from Balearica regulorum gibbericeps (East African grey crowned-crane), 3500 nucleotides. NCBI's taxonomy places the organism in Eukaryota, Metazoa, Chordata, Aves, Gruiformes, Gruidae. The record is from RefSeq and is a predicted model, not a curated record.